Coniophora puteana RWD-64-598 SS2 is the source of this 667-nucleotide messenger RNA. RefSeq names its product cytochrome P450. The record is from RefSeq and is a predicted model, not a curated record. NCBI's taxonomy places the organism in Eukaryota, Fungi, Basidiomycota, Agaricomycetes, Boletales, Coniophoraceae. Gene Ontology annotation, molecular function: iron ion binding; oxidoreductase activity, acting on paired donors, with incorporation or reduction of molecular oxygen; heme binding. The transcript is spliced from 3 exons. Bases 86 to 667 code for a protein of 193 amino acids.
GCGCACAGGCGCUCAUGCUAUACACUGAUAAGAGGACUCCAGAGGCCGCUCUGGCAUCGUGUGCAUCGUUAUACCUCUCAGGCCCAUGCACAGCGCGAUAUUGACCUCCGCCGCUCUAGUCAUAGCCGCUCUUGUGGUUGCUACGAUCCGACUUCGACGUAAUCUGCAAAAAUCUUCAAGUUGUUUGCCGCCCGGGCCACCACCCCUCCAACUUAUAGGCAACGCGCAUCAAAUUGACCCAGCUCAUCCAUGGGUCACCUUUGCUGAUUGGAGGGGUGUAUACGGUGACAUCGUGUAUACUCGAGUUCUUGGCCGAGACAUAAUUGUUAUCAACACUGAGAAGAAAGCCGAAGACUUGCUCGACAAACGCUCUCGCAACUAUUCGGACAGAAUGAACAUGUCCAAAAUACUAGAGACUUACGGGCAUGCCUUCGAUACCGCCCUUUUAAACCACGACAGCGUCUGGAGAGGUCACCGACGCGUUUUGCAGCAAUCUUUACGACCUGAGGCUGUAGCGUCAUAUCACCCGAUACAGCUUCGUUGCACUUCUAGGCUCUUGGAUGGUCUGGUAGAUGCGCCUGGACUCUGGUGGAAGCAUCUUCAAGUGUGGGUUCGAUCUAGUAAUACUCAGAGUUUUGACGCGAUCGGUACUGAUUCGUGUGUUUAG